Molecule: messenger RNA, 4349 nt
Organism: Ectocarpus siliculosus
Lineage: Eukaryota; Phaeophyceae; Ectocarpales; Ectocarpaceae
Source: the annotation of a GenBank genome assembly
AUGAGGAGAUUCUGGGGUUUCCAACUGCGGGAAAAGAGGGAACAAGUGGCGAAGGAAGAGAUCCUGCCUUGCGCUUACGACCCAUGCUUUUCUGCAGUGGAGACACGAAGUUGUGUGGUCACAAGCAAGAGAGACGGUGCAACGAGGGGGUUCGCGGCUUGGACCAACGAGGGCUGCACGAGAAUUCACAACUGCGGGCCCCCCUCACCUCAAGCUACCUGCUGCUGCUGGGGUAGGUGCAGAGCAGAAGCAAUCCCGUGCUCCCGCAUCGGCGGGUUCGGUGCACAGAUGGAGGAGGGGGGCGCGCCGCGAGUAGCCGCGGUAACGGGGACAACACUGGAAGAAAAGACGAACGCCCGGGACGACAUGAGGCAGGCGGCGGAAACCCACUCGCCCUUGCACGACCCAAACCGGGGGCUGCUGCCACAGCGGGACAACGACGAGGAGGCGGCAGCGGCCGGGAGGGAGCGGGGACACUCGAACUCGGACACCGACAGCUCGGCGGUGGAUAGCGAUGAAGAAGAGCGACAAGGGGAGUACAAGUUCGACCCGGUGACGGAGUACAUGAUCAAGCACGGCCGCAAGAACGGCCAGUUGGACGUGGCCUGGGAUUUCUACGCCAAGUACACCAUGCCCAAGUUUGCCCUAGCCGAGGAUGGCAGCGGGAGGGAGUACCGCCUCCAGGAGCCGGGAGAGGAAGGGGGGCAGUUCUACGGCCUAUGGAGUACCCCUCUCAGCCAGCUCGGAGACUUCGGUGUGGGGGUCGGUCUGUACUUCCAGACGAUCGUGGUGUGGGGAGUGGUCUUCCUCCUGGCUGGGCUGGCGAAUCUCGACACCAUCAAGUACUUCCGCGAAGGCGGCUACUCCAACGGGCAGGGGCUGGUGGACGAGGAAGUCUCGAAGGGUUCCGCCGCCUGCACGGAGCGCGCGGUUGUCUGCCUUGACACGGAGUGCGACACGUGGUCCCAGGACCACCGCCCGUGCUUGCUCGACCUCGAGGUCGGCUUGUCGGACUUCUUAACCACGGUCGGGCUCUUCAUCGUGCUGCUUUGUGUGGGAAAACUCCAGAACAUGUGGGCUAAGAAGCUCGACCUGGCGGAGCAAACUGCGGGGGAUUACUCGAUCUUGGUAGAAGAUCCCAACCCCCAUGACACUCGUCCCGGAACGUGGAGAAAAUUCUUCCAGAGCCACUUCGGCCAUGUGACGUACGUGACUACCGCGGUGCAGUCCGGCAAGCUUAUCGCCCUCCUCAGGAAGCGCUUCGGCAUCAUCGAGAGGAUUCGUGUGGAGGCGGAAGGGGGUCAAGAGGAAGAGGACAUCGCCAAGGACCCGCUGGCGGUGAUGUCUAGGGACCGAUGGCCCGCGCCGUGCUGGAAGCGGGUCUUGAUGAAGUUCGGCAUGUGCACGGACGUGGUCUACUGGCACGAGAAGCUUGUGGCCCUCCACAAGAAGAUCGUCGAGGAGAUCGGCCACAAGCCAUGUAAGAAGGUUUUCGUCACCUUCGAGAAGGAGGCCAGCCAGAGGCAAUGUCUCAAGGAGAUGACCACCGGGUUCCUCUUGUCCGCGGCGGAUAAGCAGCUUUCGCGCUCCAAGAAAGAUCUGGUGCUCGACGGAAACGUGCUGAGCGUUGGACCCGCCCCGGAACCCGACGACAUUAUCUGGGAAAACCUCGAGUUCGGCUUUUGGAGGAGGCUGUUCGAGUUUAUCCGAGGAGGCGUGCUCGGAGCGGGGAUCGUCUGCCUCGUGGCGCUGAUCAUCUACCUUCUGGCCGAGAGCGAGGCGACCGUGGCCGCCGCCUUCAUCGCCAUCAACAACGCCGUGCUGCCCAAGGUGAUGAUGGCCAUCAUGAAGAAGCCCGGCGGGGGCGAGCACCACCACACGCACUCCACCUACGAGGCGUCCCUGAUGCUCAAGAUCGUGCUGGCCCAGUGGAUGAAUACGGCCUUCAUCAUCUACUUCAUCAACAGCAUCUCCGAGGCACCCAACGAGGAUUACAUCAACCAGAUUUCCAAGAUUUUGUGGGCAGACGCCUUCACCCAGCCCUUGGUCAAAGUGCUGGACCUACCCAACAGGUUCAAGCAGUACGUCCUCGCUCCGAUGGCGAAGACCCAGGCGAAGAUGAACUCGUACUUCAUGGGCUCGCACGUGGUGCUGGCAGAGCGCUACGCCAGCCUCCUCAAGACCAUGUUCGUUUGUCUCUUCUACUCGGCAAUCUUCCCGCAAGGCUACUUCGUGGCCUCCAUGGCAAUGUUCAUGACUUACUGGUCGAGCAAGUAUUGCCUCUUCUACCGGUGGAAGAGAUCACCCCCUAUGAACGACUCGCUGGCGGUGUCUACGCGGCGCUACCUGGCCAUCGCCUUGGUUAUCCACGUCAUGGUGUCGCUACAGUUCUAUGCGGGGUGGCCGUUCGACGGCCUCUGCCCCACGGACGAGGUGGUGCAGGUCAACUUCUGGGACGAAGCAAACGUAAACUUCACGAUCGACGGCAUGUUCAACGUUUCCACUGUUUUGCCGUCAGUAGGUGACAUGGUGUACGAGACGUGUGACCAGGACUCUUCGCUCGUUUGGGGCGAGGGCCCGCAAGAAUGGAUGCCGGACGAUCAACUCAUUAUCGUCUUCAUAUUCAAUUUGUUCGGAUAUGUUUGCACCGCGGCGGUGGCGAUUAUUUUGUUUGGAAAGACUGUUUUGGCCAGCCUCCGCCGUCUCUGCAAGGGAGUGUACAAGCCUGUGGGGCGGCAUGCCAAGCCGGUUGGCUUCACGGAAGUCCAGCAGAUUAACGCCUAUGUACCGGGGGUCCCGUACAAGAAGAGCGUGCACCCCAUCCUGGCGUGCGAUAUCGGGAACGUCGACGAACACCACAUCAGCUGGACUGGAGACUACCAAGCCUACAACCUCUGCACCCCGGAAGCCUUCCCGGGAAUCAGCAGAAAGAUAAGGGCCAACCAGUUCGGCCGAGUGGUGUUCUACCCGCCCAAUGCGGAGGAAGCCAAAGGGCUGCCCACGCCGACACGCAUGCGAGGCAUCCCCCUGGAGAUGGAAACAAAGAUAGGAAUGGAGAACAAAAAAAAAAAAAGAUUCCUACCGCCGUGACGAAAUGGGCGUGGUAAAAGGAAGAUGGUGAAGAUCGGAACCCAACGAACGGAAUCGGAGGCUGGUUUUGUUGCUGCCUGCUUGGAGUACGGUCGGUCGGUCUAUCUGAUCUGAUCUGUACAAUCUGCUGGCGAGAGAGAGGCCCCCCCUCCCCCCCUCUCGUAAAUGCAAUUGUCACCGCGGAUUACUCUGUGCGAAUCACAGUUCGGGUCGUGGCUCUUGUGGGUAGAUGCCAGAGUGCAAGAUGAGUUAUCAUGUGUGCGCACGAUGUUCAUGGCUCUAUUGAUGCAGUUUAGGUGUUUUUGGGCCAUAGACCGCACAGCGAAAUGUUGAUGGUACAUUAUUGUGUAGAUAACUUGUGCUGCUUCUGGCCCUGUCUGUCUCUCGUUUUUUAGUCUGUUGCCGUUCGUUCGAGGGGGUUCGUGGCGUGUGCUCGAUGUUUGGGUUAUAGGUUCGACUUAGCUGAUGGUGUAGCCUAUUGGUUGUUCGUAUUGACGGUUACUUGUUCGGCCUUGUGAAGCGUCAAUUACUGCCGGAAGGCACGGCGAAGAGGGUGUGCCUGUAUGUUCCGCCCCCUUUCUCCCCCGCUCGAGGAUCUCGUUUCAUCGCACGAUAUCACGACCGUUGAAAAGCAAUGACCAAUGAAAUCAAUGCCAUGACACACGGGGCAACAGCACGGGCAAAAUAGACGUCCUUGCGAGCGUCACGAACAGAGAAGAGACCAGCCUAGCGGGCCGUUGCCGUACAAUUUGACUGGGGCACGAGGCGGCGUCUGUUGUACCCGGAGAAAGUUCUCCGACACGAGGAAGGGCUUUCGGUUUACGAUUUCCUUUCGGUACUGCGCUCUGCACAUCACCCCCAACGGAUCGGGUGCAGAAACGGCUGAUUAAUUAUGAAAAGUUGUACGUUGUUUCAUUUACGUUUUUAGGGGCAGGGGGAGAUAUGUCUCUACGUCCAUUGGUCCUUGGUGGAAUAAUCAAGGAGGAAAAUUGGAAAUUUAGGCGUGGAAAAAGGUAGAUUUAGCUGUUGUUGAUGGCGGGGUGGUACCCUUAUCCCUCUCUCUAGUGUUUUGUAUGAUGGUUUCGAGGAAGAGACGGUCUUCCGGUCCUUUUUGAUUCACAAAGGCUUCAGCCUGCGGAGUCGUUGCGUUGGCAUUUGUGAGGUAGCUUUGGAUUAGCGGUCCAUCGCUAGCCAAACGGUGCUUGAUGGUAGUCACGCAGUGUCGUCUUUAUUGUUUUUAGAGCUCGCAGUUUUCAUUU